AUGUCAAAAGACAUAAGCAAGGCCCAGGAAAAUACCAAAAAAAUCAAUGCAGCCCUGAAGAUAAUCAAAAAUAAACCCGGGGAAUGCGACAACUCUUCCGGAAAGACAACAGCAGACCUAACAACGUACACUCUUGAGAACGGAACACGGGUUUCUACAAAGGAAAGAGUAUGUAGCUCUGUCCGUCCUGUCGCAUUGGGCACUCCCACGGACGCGGAGCUCUUCCAGGGGAACGGGCUCCCAAACCACGACUUUUUGAGAGAGCAUUUUCGUCGCGAGGGCCGUUUGAGUGAGACUCAAGUGCUGCGGAUAUUGAAGAUGGCUACAGACUGCCUAUCCCGCGAACCCAACCUUCUUCAGGUGCCUGCUCCUGUCACGGUGUGUGGUGACAUUCAUGGGCAGUUCUACGAUUUGCUGAAAUUAUUUGAGGUGGGCGGAGACCCCCAGAAGACGCCUUACCUAUUUUUGGGCGAUUAUGUCGAUCGAGGCUCAUUUUCUAUCGAGUGUCUGUUGUAUCUUUACAGUUUGAAGCUGAACUUUAACCAACACUUUUGGUUACUAAGAGGCAAUCAUGAAUGCAAGCACUUAACCUCCUAUUUCACGUUCAAGAGCGAAUGCCUGCAUAAAUACAACCUCAAAAUUUACGAAUCCUGCUGUCAAUCGUUCAAUGCCUUGCCUUUGGCUGCCGUUAUGAAUGGCCAGUACUUCUGUGUUCAUGGCGGUAUAUCUCCAGAACUUCGGUCGCUGGAUGAUAUCAAUAGAAUGGACCGGUUCAAGGAAAUACCUUCUCGUGGAUUGAUGUGCGAUUUGAUGUGGGCAGAUCCUACAGAGACUUACGACGAAGACGCAGACGAUCCUUCAGGAACGAAAUUCGUUCCAAACUCUGUGAGAGGAUGUUCGUUUGCCUUCACUUAUCAAGCUGCGUGCGAAUUCUUACAAAAAACUGGGCUGCUUUCUAUUAUAAGAGCACACGAAGCACAAGAUGCUGGGUACAGAAUGUACAAGAAUACAGAAACAUUAGGGUUUCCGAGCUUGCUGACGUUGUUUAGCGCCCCCAAUUAUCUAGACGCUUACAAAAAUAAAGCGGCGGUGCUUAACUACUCUAACAACGUCAUGAACAUAAGACAAUUUAACAUGUCGCCACAUCCAUAUUGGCUUCCUAACUUUAUGGACGUAUUUACUUGGUCUUUGCCAUUUGUCGGAGAAAAGGUUACCGAAAUGUUGGUUUCCAUCCUGAACAUCUGCACAGAGGAAGAGCUGGAGGAAGAGACACCAAUGAUCCAGGAGGACGUGGGGAAGGCUGAUGUUGCCUACAAGAAUAGCCAAGAAACGACAUCAGGUGUCUCCGGAGCAAAGCCUACUUCGUCCAUAUUAAACAACGAAGCUAAAAGACGCGCGUUGAGAAGCAAGAUCAUGGCAAUCGCGAAGGUUUCACGGAUGUACUCAAUUCUGAGGGAAGAAAGUGAGAAGGUCGAGUAUCUCAAGACAAUCAACGCAGGAAUAUUGCCAAGGGGUGCAUUAGCACACGGCCCCGAAGGGCUGAAGGAAGCACUGUCGACAUUCGAAAAAGCGCGCCGCGAGGACUUGGUCAACGAAAGACUACCGCCAAAGCUGCAAGAAGUUGACAAGCAGCGUAACGAUUAUUACAAGCAAAUCGUAAGGGAAAAGAAUGGUAGUUAA
This is a messenger RNA of Lachancea thermotolerans CBS 6340, 1680 nucleotides long. It is a transcript of the gene CNA1, whose product is annotated as calcineurin catalytic subunit A. Gene Ontology annotation, biological process: calcineurin-mediated signaling; fungal-type cell wall organization. Gene Ontology annotation, cellular component: calcineurin complex; cytoplasm. The record is from RefSeq and is a predicted model, not a curated record. Lineage: Eukaryota; Fungi; Ascomycota; Saccharomycetes; Saccharomycetales; Saccharomycetaceae. Gene Ontology annotation, molecular function: calmodulin binding; calmodulin-dependent protein phosphatase activity. The transcript has a single exon. The coding region runs from base 1 to 1680 and encodes 559 amino acids.